Molecule: messenger RNA, 1063 nt
Organism: Actinia tenebrosa (Australian red waratah sea anemone)
Lineage: Eukaryota; Metazoa; Cnidaria; Anthozoa; Actiniaria; Actiniidae
Product: testican-2
Biological process (GO): anatomical structure development
Molecular function (GO): collagen binding; calcium ion binding; extracellular matrix binding
Source: RefSeq, a predicted model, not a curated record
ACUCGACAUGUCAUUCACACAAACACAUUCCUAACUGGAUUGAGUGUUUGCUCAUUCCUGUGGAUAUUUUCGAGCCUUUAGUGCCGAUACAAAGGAUUUUCUUGAUUACGUUUUGUUUUCUCUGAGAGCUAAGAUAUUGGCACAAAAAAGUCCGUUGUUUAAUCUUUAUUUCCUACCGAAGAAGAAAUGGCGAAGUUCCUAGUGGUGCUGUGUUUGGUUCUCGCAUUCGCUUGCUGUUCGGUUGCCGUCGAAGAAGCAAAUAACAGCUCAGAUCCUUGUAAUGGUGUUUACUGCAAGAAGGGACGCAUGUGUGUGGCAAGUGAAGACAGUUCCACCAGAUGUGUCUGUCCCGAGUCCUGUCCUCAAGUCAUGGAGCCAGUCUGCACUUUCUACAACAAACAACACAACAACACUUGCGAGAUGCAUAGGUUUGCAUGUCGGUAUGGAUUCCACACGGCUGUCAAACACAAGGGCCCCUGCACUCCAGAAGAAACGAAUGCCGUAGGUGGUGGUUGUCCUCUUGAUCGUCUGCUCGACUUUCAUGAUCGCUACCUCGAUUGGCUAAGAAUCGCCUACGAGGAGGCAAAAAAUCUCAAGAUGGAAUUGUACCAGGAAGCAAGGCUCGAGUCUUUGAUAGAUCAAGAAAGAAAGAAGCUCAUUGAGUGGGAGUUUACCUCUCGUGACACCAACAAGAAUGGAAUCCUUGACGUCAGUGAAAUGAAGGUGAUGGUUGAUGAGAGGGAACCUUGUAUGGUCGCUUUGAUAUCUUCAUGCGAUUUCGAUAGUGAGCCUGGCAUAUCGCAAAACGAGUGGAGCACCUGUUUCCCUCUCAGGUUGGAAGGCUUGGAGAAUCAGAUCUCUCAAGAGAUCCUGUGAACCAAAGAUCGCAUUCCCUUGAAGAAUCUCUUAUAAUAUUAUUAACAGACUGAGAUUAGUUUCAUAAGUGCAAGAGUUAAACGUAAUAUCAAGUAAUCGCACAAGUAUUCUUUUGUAAAAAUAUAUAUGCAUGUUGUGUUGGUAGUUAUGGUGGUUGUGCAAUAAUAAAAUUUGGGGUUGUAGGAGA